AUGGGUGGUAAUAUCGGUAAGCCGACCUCUUCAAAGGAAAGCACUGAAAAGACAGAGUUCCCGCCAAACUUUAAUCAACAAUCAGAUGAUAUUUCUACUGGUGGCGAGUGUGCAAAACCUGUUUCUGUAGUUGAAAAGCAGAUGGUGCCCGUCACCCAGAAUUUUGAAAAUUCAACUCUGAUGGAGCAGUGUAUUAUGAUCGUUCUUUAUGAUUUCGCAGCUACUUUGGAUUCCCAACUCACUGUUAAACGAGGUGAGAUCGUCCGUCUCCUAGGCUACAGUCCAGCAGGUGAUUGGUCUGAGGUCGAGGCCCCUUCUCACCUUCCCAAUCGAACACCUCGCGUGCCCUGGGCGGGCGCCGGUGGGUGGGUGCGCGGUUGGGUACCCACCAGCUACCUCACAGAACACGUCCGGUCCCAACAUGUCGGUGGAAUUUGUGGUAAUACCGCCGAGUGGCGGAGGGUGGGCGAUGAAGAAGAGGCUACCGCGGCUGCAGCAACGACUACCUACCCUUGGUAUCACGGUGCCGUCUCCCGUCAGGCCGCUGAACAGCUUCUUAGAAGUGGUAUCACCGGCUCCUAUCUUGUGCGGGAAUCCGAAUCGGCACCUGGACAACUCUCCGUCACCGUGAGGAAUUUGGGCCGAGUCUAUCACUAUCGUAUCAGUAGAGAUUCCUGUGGAUGGUAG
This is a messenger RNA of Hydatigera taeniaeformis, 687 nucleotides long. The record is from the annotation of a GenBank genome assembly. NCBI's taxonomy places the organism in Eukaryota, Metazoa, Platyhelminthes, Cestoda, Cyclophyllidea, Taeniidae.